Molecule: messenger RNA, 1218 nt
Organism: Guillardia theta CCMP2712
Lineage: Eukaryota; Cryptophyceae; Pyrenomonadales; Geminigeraceae
Exons: 14
Coding region: 1-1218 (405 amino acids)
Source: RefSeq, a predicted model, not a curated record
AUGGAAGACUCCGUCCGCGAGUGGAUCGUUGAGAACCUGGCGCUCUUCCUCGACGAAGAGACCCGCCCGCAGCUAGACAUCCGUCAUCUCUACACCUUGCAGCAGUACAAGUCGACCACGGACCCGAGGAUAUGGCGAGAGUUGAGAAAGGAGGCGCGGAGAUCGAUCAGUGCUCGUCAAACGGACCUGUCGGACAGCUUCUCCUCGUUGAACAAGUCCUUGUCUGAGAGUGUGGGCUCGGAGAACUUCCAAGGGAUCGCGGAAUGCAGGGCAGAGGAGCACUCGACCCCGUCAUCGAAGCCCAGGAGGACGAGGAGGAGCAGGAAGUCGAACAGCUACAACGUGGAGCAGGAGGAAGGGGUGCUUGAGGUCAGCAGGGACAUGAGGGGAAUCUUCGACUCGAGCCCUUCUUGCGCGGUGAUCAACACCGAGCAUCAGGUGUCGAGGGGUGCAGAGGAGUCACCCAAGAUUGCCUUCGAGGAGAAGGAGGGGAAGGCGAUGGAGGGGAAGGAUGUCGUGCCAGAGUACGUGGACACGGAGAGCCUGGCAGUGGGGUCGUUGCUGGUGACAAGCGACUCGUCGCUGAGCAACUCCAUGACGCAACUUCACCUCUCCUCCUCCUCCUCCGUCUCUCCUCUCAUCGAGGAGCGAUGUUGGUGUGAGCUCUGCGCGGACAAGGGGAAACAGCUGGAGGCAAGGCUGCAGCUCGCGUUAGAGCAGCUGGCCUCUGCCCAGCUCGAGGCCAGCGAGUGGAGGAUGCGAGCUCAGCAGGUCAAUCCGUUCGUCUCGCCCGAUCGAUCGGAGCAAAGGCAGGGGCAUGGAGGACGAUUCUUGGCGGACUCGACGCCGCCGACUCUGUCAAAGAGCCUGAGCUCGCCCAUGGUCAAGACCCUCACUGAGACGAUCUCGGCAGAGGCGUCAAGUAUCGAGAUGCUCACGAAGGCGCUGCUGGAGGACUGGUUGCCGUGGGAAGGAAAGAGAGGGCAGGAGAGAGGAGGGAGAUGUGAGAGGGUGAAAGACCUGAAGAAGGAUAUUAACGCAGUCACCUCCCUCGUGUCUAAGCCCCGUCGAGAUGAACUUCGCAAGAUGCUGGAUCAGUUGGGUGCCCAUCAGGAUUUUUUGGGCUCGCUAGCUGUGGAAAUGAAAGGGGUGGAGUGGAGCGAGAAGGAGAAAGAGUUUGAGCUUUACACCUCAAAGCUCUUGAAUCUGACGGGGUGA